AUAGCAAACGUGGCGAGUGACUUCAGUCAAUGCUACCAAAUUUACAUUAAUACCCCUUUCUCAGAAUAUCUAAAUUUGACCAAUUGACCAAGUCAACCAAAUCCUCAGCUAACCGUUGUUGUUUUCCAAAUUUCCACUACCUCCAUGACCCAUCACACUCCCCCCCGCAUAACUAACUGCCCAACUUCGAACUCGCACUCAAGUCCCUUAUAUUUAGCCAACCCACAACUCCAAAACACUUCAUAACAUAGGAAACUCUCUUUUCAGUGACUUUUCAUUCUUUGCCUUGCAUUUCCAAAGCUUUUAGUACAUAUAUACCUAUUUGCUACCCAAAGAGCUCUCCAAAAUCUUCCAAAUGGCUUCUGAAUCCAUGAUGAUCAUGAGUUUCACCACCCUAACUCUGCUCUUGCUUCUCUCUUGCUCUCAUCUUCUCUCCGUCGCGUCCUUUCAGUUUGAAGUUGGUGACAACCAGGGUUGGGUCGUUCCCCCUGCAAAUGACAGCAAAAUCUAUAACGACUGGGCCUCUGAGAACCGCUUCCAGAUCGGCGACACCGUCCAUUUCAAGUACAAGAAGGAUUCAGUUAUGGAAGUGAGUGAGUCAGAGUACAAGAACUGCAACUCCACACACCCCACCUUCUUCUCCAACACCGGGACCACAGUGUACAAACUCGACCGCCCUGGGCUUUUCUACUUCAUUAGUGGAUCAGCCGGACACUGCCGGAGAGGACAGCGAAUGAUCAUAAAGGUGUUGUCUCAUGAAGAUGCUCAAUCCGGUGGUAGUGGCGGCGGUAGUUCAUCUGCUUCUACAGCUGUUGCAGUGCUAUCCUAUGGAGGACUCAUUGCCCAAUUUGCUUUUUUGUCAUAUAUCUUCUAGGACUCUAGGCUAGGUUAAAAUUUAGUGGCAUCCUGUUUUAGUAGUAAAGUAGUAACCUUUGUUUUACUGUUUCUUCGCAUAUGUUGGGCUGUUAUUAUGAAAUCUAUGUGUUUGGUUUUGUUUAAGACAAUUGUAUUGGAGUUAUCUCAUUUUUCAGUAUAGUUAG
Messenger RNA from Camellia sinensis, 1040 nucleotides. Its product is annotated as early nodulin-like protein 21. The record is from RefSeq and is a predicted model, not a curated record. Gene Ontology annotation, cellular component: plasma membrane. NCBI's taxonomy places the organism in Eukaryota, Viridiplantae, Streptophyta, Magnoliopsida, Ericales, Theaceae. Gene Ontology annotation, molecular function: electron transfer activity.